UUUCGUAGCAGUUUUCGAUGGCCAUGUUUUUGUACACUUCACACCGUCUUGUGGAGAUAUUUUCCGGUGAAUAGCUCGCGGAUGGCCUUGUGCGGCGAGUUUACAAAGUGCAGUCGUGUGCUGAAACAUGAAUGGGGGUUUAGGGGAGUCACCAAGUGGAGGGUCGAGGGAGCUUGUGGCUGUGUCGGACCUUGAAGCCGUCGGGUUAACUCGGCCACAUUCGGUCCCACUCGUCAAAAUCGUCACCUCUACUACCCACCUCAGUGACGUCAUUAACAACCCCCUCAAUGACGUCAUCACUGCAACCCCAGACGUCACCAUCCACGCUAAUGAUGUCACCUUGUCACCUGAGGCUAAUAUUAUCACCUGUACAAGAGAAAACUGCACCACGACCUCCACACAUCAUAUAACACCUGCCACCUCAUCAUCACUUGGGGAAACCAAAGCAACGGCAACCUUUCACAUAGAACCUGAUUGGAGAGAGGCAGCACAAGAACCUGUCCUCAUAGUGAGGUGUAAGAAAACUGCAGCAGAGUUAGUGAAGAGCAAAUUUGGGUCAGGGUCCCGAGGAAGGUGUAUAAGACUGGGGAAGCAGUGGUACACACCUACAGAGUUUGAAGCCCACUGUGGAAGGUCUGCCAGCAAGGAUUGGAAGCGAAGCAUUAGAUUCCAGGGUCAGAGUUUACUAACCCUAAUAGAAGAUGGUUACCUCCAGGUCCAUGCUACUUCAUGCUCCUGUGGUGCUUGUCUGGAUGAUGAUGCUGCAGCUGGCUCAGUCCGCCUCCAUCGACCAUACAAGCGGAAAAGAAGAGAGCGAUUCUUUCUAGACACUGAGAAAACCCUUAAGCACAGUGUAUCAGAAGACCAUGGAUCUGCUACCCCCACAGGUCUGCUUUGUGGUGUACAGUGUGUCUCAUAGGCUUUGGACACAUGUACAGGUUGUCUCAUAGGUUGUGCAUGCAUGUUUAGGGUGUCUCAUAGGCUGUGCACACAUGUUUAGGGUGUCUAAUAGGUUGUGUACACAUGUACAGUAAUCCCUUAAAGCUCGUUGGGGUUAAGUAAAAUGGACCCCAUGAGGAAGCAAAAUCCACGAGUUUUUCAUGCCAGUUCCAGGAGUGUGCAAAAUACAUAUAUAAAUAGCUAUGUGCACAUGUAUAUGGAGGAUACAGGCCUGACUAAU
Messenger RNA from Homarus americanus (American lobster), 1180 nucleotides. RefSeq lists its product as uncharacterized. Gene Ontology annotation, biological process: positive regulation of transcription by RNA polymerase II. The transcript has 5 exons. Gene Ontology annotation, molecular function: DNA-binding transcription activator activity, RNA polymerase II-specific; RNA polymerase II cis-regulatory region sequence-specific DNA binding. NCBI's taxonomy places the organism in Eukaryota, Metazoa, Arthropoda, Malacostraca, Decapoda, Nephropidae. The coding region runs from base 128 to 919 and encodes 263 amino acids. The record is from RefSeq and is a predicted model, not a curated record.